CAGGUUAAUUAAUAUUCUUAUUAGUGAAAAUCCAUCUUUACUUGUAAAGUUAAAACUUUCAAUGUUUAAAUGUUAUCCUGAAAGUCAUUGUUAUUUACAAUAAUAUGGCGAUGCGUCUUGUUUUCCUGAAGUCAUUAAGAUCCAUUGUUCUUUCAAUAACCCAUCGUAAUUGGUCGUACUCGGUCAAUUAUGCAGGUACUCAAGGCAGAAAAAAAAUCAUAAUGAAUGACAAUGAUGUAGUUCCUGCUCAUCACAUUGCUCUACAACAUUUGGAUAGAGUUGCAAUAAAAGACAACUAUGGUUCCCACACCUAUUUGGAUGUGUUGCUAAAAGCCGUUAGGCUGUCAACCCUCAUAAAUGACACUGUUGGUACAGGAAAGAGUCAAGAAAGAAUUGGAUUUCUCUGCCCAAAUGAUUCCACUUAUGUCGUAUCCCAAUGGGCCUGUUGGGCUGCUGGUCACAUUGCUGUACCACUCAGUCCUGUACAUCCCCCUUCUUUAUUAGGUUACUAUUUAAAGGACUGUAGUGCUGCAUUAUUGAUUGCAUCUCAAAGUCAUUCAGAGUUGCUUUCUGCACUUAAAAAAACAGUUGGAAAUGAAAUUCAAUCGUUAAUUCUUGAAGAAUCAUGGCAACAGGAAACAAAUGAAAAGUGUUUGCCCUCCCAACUAGAAUCCAUCCUCAGUGGCACAAAAUCCAUUAAUUUCUAUCGCGAUUCUGAUGCGAUGAUGUUAUACACUAGCGGAACUACUGGGAAACCGAAAGGAGUUCUAUUGAGUCAUAGAAACAUCAAUGCUCAAGUACGCAUGCUAAUCGAGGUGUGGCAGUGGACCAAAAAAGAUGUCAUAGUCCAUGCACUCCCGCUUCAUCAUACCCACGGGGUCGUAAAUGCUCUGCUGUGCCCUCUCUAUGUUGGAGCCAGUUGUAUUAUGCUGCCUAAAUUUGAUUCCAAAACAAUUUGGGAUCAUUUCCUAAACACUAAUGUGAAUCGAGAGCAGAAACCGACUAUCUUCAUGGGAGUACCCACCAUGUACAGCAAGCUACUUGCACAUCAUGAUACUGCUUUUGGGGAUAAUCCCCGGACAAGAGAAUAUGUGAAAGCGAGCAUCUCCAACAGCAUCAGGGUAAUGAUUAGCGGGUCUGCGGCUCUCCCUGAACCAGUGUUUCAUAAAUGGAAAGCGGCAACAGGACUCGAAAUUGUAGAACGUUAUGGAAUGACAGAAAUUGGUUCAGUUUUGUCGAUUCCCUUAGAUGGAGAGAGACGUGCCGGCUACGUCGGGGUUCCAUCGCCAGGGGUCAGUAUCAGACUAGUUGAAUUUCAACCCUCUUCGCUUGGAGCUAAAGCAAAUUAUCAAGUGUUAUUCGAAACAAGCCACGAGCAGUUUUCAUCUCACGUGAAAAACGAUAAAGUUAUAAGCGGUGAUCUUAUCAUUAAAGGGCCAAACGUUUUCCAUGGUUACUGGAAUAAACCGGAAGCUACAGCGAAAGAUUUCACUGCAGACGGAUGGUUUCGAACUGGAGAUGCAGUUCAAUACGACAACGGUUACUUCAAGAUUCUUGGACGUUUAUCUGCAGACAUAAUAAAAUCAGGUGGCUUCAAAAUAAGUGCCCUUGAAAUUGAAACACACCUUCUUGGUCAUCCCGAAAUAGUAGACUGUACAGUAUUUGGAAUUCCUGAUGUUACGUGGGGACAAAAGGUUGCAGCUGUCAUCGUACUCGUGAAUCCUGAAAAAAGCAUAGACCUAGUAGCUUUAAAAAAGUGGUGUAAAGAAAGAAUGGCACCUUAUAUAGUGCCAAGUGAAUGGCGAAUUUAUUCCGAACUACCUCGAAAUGCGUUAGGUAAAGUUAAUAAGGUAGAAUUCGCCAAAGUAGCAUUCAACGACAAACCGGUUACCAGCAAACUUUAAUAUUUGGUCUAUGUAUAGUACCACGGGAGUGUGUGGCAACAGACGUUAGAAACUAAGUUUUUCUUAUCGUAUACGGUAACAUUCGGGCAAUAAUACAUGCCUUGAUGUAUGACAUUUGUACCGUUUGGUAGUCAAAGCUUAUAGGUGUAGGAUGGGAUCAUGGGAACACUUUGUGGUAUUUGUAAUAUUUGUAAAUCUCCGAUUGGCUUUAUACUGAUUCGCAGAACGAAGAAUGGGAUGCAAUUAAUGUAAAUUAAUCGAAAAUAAAUUAAAUGUUUGAUUUUAAA
Molecule: messenger RNA, 2191 nt
Organism: Daphnia carinata
Lineage: Eukaryota; Metazoa; Arthropoda; Branchiopoda; Diplostraca; Daphniidae
Product: malonate--CoA ligase ACSF3, mitochondrial-like
Exons: 8
Coding region: 105-1904 (599 amino acids)
Biological process (GO): fatty acid metabolic process
Molecular function (GO): medium-chain fatty acid-CoA ligase activity
Source: RefSeq, a predicted model, not a curated record